Adineta ricciae is the source of this 924-nucleotide messenger RNA. NCBI's taxonomy places the organism in Eukaryota, Metazoa, Rotifera, Eurotatoria, Adinetida, Adinetidae. The record is from the annotation of a GenBank genome assembly.
AUGUCUGACGAAGAAGAUGAAUUAAGUGAGGAAGAACAAUCCGAUAAUCUAGGUACGUAUGAAGGUGAUCGAAACGAGAAUGACGAACGACAUGGUUUCGGUAAAGCAACAUUACCGAAUGGAGACACCUAUGAAGGACAGUAUGAAAACGGCAAAAGACAUGGAACUGGAACAUAUCGAUUUUCCAAUGGUGCUCGUUAUAUAGGUGAGUUUGAAGUUCUUCGGUCAUUUCUUGAAACUGUUUGCCCUUUCAAAUCAGGCGAAUAUCAAAAACACAAACGUCACGGACGAGGCACAUUUCACUAUCCCGAUGGUUCGAAAUACGAUGGCGAGUGGAAUGAAAACAUCCGUGAAGGUCAUGGAACUUAUACAUAUCCGAAUAAUGACACUUAUGAAGGUGAAUGGAAGAAUAACCAGCGAUAUGGAAAGGGAACGUAUACAUAUGCAAGAACAAAAGCACAGUAUGUUGGCACAUGGAUAGAAGGCAAACGACAAGGGCCUGGCGAAAUGCAAUUUGCUCAAUAUAGAUAUAUAGGAAAAUUUCAUGAAAAUUACCCAAAAGGAAAAGGCAGAUUUGUUUUCAAAAAUGGUUAUCAACAGAACGGAGAAUACUACAUCACGACAAUCAACGAUGAAGAAGAUUCGGAAGGACCAACUCAAGUUCAGUACAAAUGGAUAGCAAAGAACGUUACGGCAAUUCAACAAGAAGUGCCUUAUGUCGAUGCAAACGAUGAACUCGUUGAUACCAAUCGAAUCGAAGAACCAGAUGAAGCACAACCGAUGCAUGUAGUACCUGAUACUGAACAGUUGGAGAGCGUUGAAACUCAACAAGUGAAUGAUGGUAACACAAUAAAGUUCCUGGUGAAGAACAGUCUGUUGAAGAUGAUCGAAAUUGAUUAUUUGAUUUUUUUGUAUAAAGUUUAA